UCCCGCCGUCGUCUCCGGCAGUCUGAUUCGUCGCGGAGGUCCAGCGCACGUUCCCCGGUUCGCUUCCCGCCCAAAUCGCGCGUGUCGUGUAGAGAGAAGCAGACCCCGCGCGUGUAGAGAGCACACCUGGACUUGGGCCGUCUACUUGUUGCCGGCGCGGUUCUAUUUCGGUUCCGCCAUGUCCCUUGUCUCGCUGUUUUUGUUCCGUGCGCCACCAAAACAAACACGAAUCGCUGGACUCUUUGGCUUCGCGUCAACUUGGAUUUGAAUCCCCGCCCUCGCGUCCCGAGGGCUCCGAUGUCGCUAAUCCGCGUUGACAUCCACUUGAUAAUUGUGCGCGGUAUUUAUGUUCGUCCGUCCCGCGGCGGGAAAGUGCUGUUGUACACGUUUUGAGACUCAAUAACCAGCUGAUCGGUACUGAUUUGGGAACUGGUUUAAAACAGUAUGAAAGUUGAUGAGGAACGGCUGAUCCUUCCCCAAGCUCGAAAACCUCUGCUGUACGAGCUCGUCGGAUUAAGUUUGUCUCUUUGAAGUUGAUGCUUCUGAUUUUGAAAGCCGUGUGUCCACAACAUCAAUUUUGAUGUAUGGCCCGUCCAAGUUCUGCUUUAAAGUUUCAGAUAAAUUGAAGAAUGAAAACUCCAAUUCUAACUCAAUGAGAAACAUGGUGGUGUCUAGAUCUUCUCCUCAACCUGCAUUCAGACAUGCGAUGUCGCCGACGAUGCGCACUCACCCAGGGGUCCCGUCUUACACUGGAUACGCUCAAAGGGGCACUGGGCCCCUACGAGUGACCAUCUACGAGGACGUACCACCCAUGAUGAAAGUCAAAUUAAAUUCUCACCAAGUUAGCAGAUAUGACACCAGGGACGAUUCCGCUAUCCUGAAUAGGUACACAGAAGACGUGCCAAUUUUGCGUAAAUACGGGCGAAGUCACUCGACACAUGAACUGAUAGAUUUAGAGGACCGGGCAGCAGUAACUUCGUCACCAAAUCGGAGAGUAAGGUUCGACAUUCCUGACGAAUCAGUUCCAUGCCCUACGAUCCACUGGAAAGAUUGUGAUCUCGUUAAUUUCAGGGCUUUGCCUGUCGAUGACAGUCCUUUAACCGCCUGCGACAAGCUACAAAACAGUGAUCUUCCAUCCAACGCAACUCCCUUUGACCCGGCGGCCCUUUUGAAGACCCUGAUCGGUGAUCAAACGAUCCUGAAAUGUGCGAAGGAAGGCCGCUACGACAUUUUGCAGGAACUAGUUGCCCUCGGUCAAUUCCAGACGGAGGAUAUUAAUUCGGUGGAUUCCAGUGGGAGGACGGCUCUGAGCUACGUUGCAGCGAACGGGUCCGUGCGUGCCUUGGAAGAUUUACUCAAUGUGCCUGGAAUAGAUGUAAAUAAGCCAGAUAAUGAAGGAAAUACCCCGUUGCAUUUCGCCGCUCAGGCAGGACAAGUUGAGGUGCUUAAUUUUUUACUAUGUCGGUGCUCCGAUAUUGAAAUAGAUCCUAGGAAUAAUUUAGGUUUUACUCCUUUGAUGAAAGCUGCAUUACAAGGACGAACUAAAUGUGCCAAAUUACUUUUAUGUGCAGGUGCUUCCCCAAUCAUGCGCGACUCCGGGCGGGGUCUGCGAGCGGAGCAGUGGGCCCGGUUCUGCGGGCGCUACGUCUGCGCGGAGGUGAUCGAGAAGUUCGCCCGCUCGCGGCUCCUGGAGCGGACGACGGCCUACGGGCGGUGGGGCAGCGACUCGGACCUCGGCCCCCGGCUCGUCAACGGGAAGCUCCAGCCGCCGGCGGCCGUGCUCCAGGCCCAGCCGCCCCCCGCGACGACGAGCAUCAAGUCCAAGCUCCGCAAGGCCUUCCGCACCACCUCCCACCCGGGCAGCGUCCAGACCCCCGGCAACUUCUCCCUCGUCACGCAGCUCACCAGCGCCGCCCUCUGCGCCUCCACCCCCGUGCUCCCCUCCUCGACCAAGGUCCCGCCGCUGGUCAAGUCCCUCAUCCGCCCGCUCACCGUCCCCAAGGUCCAGAUCACGGCCGUCGGCGAGGCCCCGCCCCCGACGGCCGACGCCUCCCGGGGCCCCGCCCCCCGCCACCCGUCCCCCUCGCCCGGCGGCGCCAAGCUGAAGAAGAAGAAAUAGUAUUUACCUCGGCUCUUCCUCCGCUUCAGAUCCACCCACCCACAUGACCAAGUGUAACUUUUCAUUCUUGCCCAAACCGAAAUUGUUAUAAUAUAUAGCGAGUAAUUAUUUUUUAA
Bemisia tabaci is the source of this 2235-nucleotide messenger RNA. RefSeq lists its product as uncharacterized. NCBI's taxonomy places the organism in Eukaryota, Metazoa, Arthropoda, Insecta, Hemiptera, Aleyrodidae. Gene Ontology annotation, molecular function: protein binding. The record is from RefSeq and is a predicted model, not a curated record.